Colletotrichum karsti is the source of this 2280-nucleotide messenger RNA. RefSeq lists its product as uncharacterized. Bases 1 to 2280 code for a protein of 759 amino acids. Gene Ontology annotation, molecular function: NADP binding; flavin adenine dinucleotide binding; N,N-dimethylaniline monooxygenase activity. Lineage: Eukaryota; Fungi; Ascomycota; Sordariomycetes; Glomerellales; Glomerellaceae. The record is from RefSeq and is a predicted model, not a curated record. The transcript is spliced from 3 exons.
AUGGAGUACUCCAAGACGGCGAUCUAUGGAAAUCGAGUGCCGGCUGGGUUCUUGGCGAUGAGACACCUGUUUGUGCUCGAGGAGAUGGUGCUGUGUCGACGCGCCGGCCCAUCCGGCCUCGUCGCCGCCAAGACCCUCCUCCACAACGCGCCAGCGGGCGCCUUCACCGUCACCGUAUACGACGCCCAGAAGCGCAUCGGCGGCCUCUGGCCCACCCGCCGCGAUGACUCCGACGGCCUCGUCCACCCGCUCAUGGUCGCGAACCAGAGCAAGCACACCGUCCAGUUCAGCGACCACGCCUGGAGCCCCGACGAUCCCGAGUUCCCCCGCGCCUGGAUGAUCGGCCGCUACCUCGAGCGGUACCUCGAGCGCUACAAGGGCGCCGAGGUGAAGCUCGGUCACCGCGUCGUGAAGACCGAUCUGGCCGGCGACGGGACGUGGAGCGUUACUGUGAAGUCUGAUGCUGGAGAGGAGACGAGCGUGUUCGAUUACCUGCUCAUCUCGUCUGGAUUCUUCGGGAAGCCUAUCGUGCCGGAUGUGGCUGGGAAGACGGACGUGCCUGUGAUUCACAGCAGCAAGUACCGCGAUCUUCAAAGCCUGUUCCCGGAUGGCGUUAAGAAUGGCGGGAAGAUCUUGGUCGUAGGAGGCCAGAUGUCGGGCGUCGAGAUAUCCGGCACCAUCGCGACUCACCUCUCCGCGGCCGUCAACUCACCCGACCCGGUACCGGUGCCAAACGCAGACAAACUCUCGGUUCACCACCUCAUCCAGCGUCCAGUCUGGGUAUUCCCACUCUACACCACCCCAAAGCCCGGCUCGGCAGCAGCCCCUUUUCUCCCCUUGGACCUCCCGUCCUACAACCUCGCCAACCGCCCUCAGCCGCUCCAGAACAGCCAAGGCCACAUCACACCCGAAGCCGCGAAGCUAACCCACGGCAUCUACACCGCGUCCCUCGGCGAAGACCAAUCCUCCUUCUCCCCGACCGUCGCCGUCACCCCCGACCACCACUCCGACCCCGCCUACCUCGCCGUGAGCGAGAACUACAUGGAACUCGUCCGCUCCGGCCUCAUCACCGUCUCCAACGGCAAACUCACCUCGGUCACCUCCAACACCGCAUCCACAACAACGAACCCCGUAGAAGACGUCGCGGCCGUCAUCCUCGCCACGGGCUUCGACCCGUCCCCGUGCCUCUCCUUCCUGCCACCCUCCGUCCUCGAGACCCUCCAACACUCCCCCCAACACCGCGACCUGCCCCUCGCCCUCGCCUUCCACGGCACCCACGUCAAGGACCUCCCGACCCUCGGCUUCGUCGGCUUCUACAGGUCGCCCUACUGGGGCGUGAUGGAGAUGCAGGCCCGCUUCCUCGCGGCCCUCUGGACCCCGUCCUCCCUCGCCCCGCGCCCGCCCAAGCUCGCGGACGCCCUCCUCGACGACGCCUCCGACUGGCGCACCGUCUCCCUCCGCGACGACCCCCGCGCGUCGCAGUUCCCCAUGGGCGACUACGCGUACCUGAUGCAGGAAUUCUCCUCGGCGCUGGGGAUCCCCAUCAACCCCUUCCCGGACCCGCCGACGCCCGUCCUGCCGCACAACAGCAAACCGAUGGACAUCCUCACGCCCGCGCGCUACCUCUCCCCUCUCGCCGAUGACGCCGCCAGAGAACAGGCCGCGACGUCGCUCGCGACGACCCGCGACACCGCCAUCGCGGGCCUGACCACCCCGCGCUUCGCGGCCAAGGCCGUCUUCCGCAGCCUGCUGGGGACGUGGAACCUGGAGCGGGACCUGACGAGCAGGCUGCCCACGCACCCGAGCGGGCACUUCAGCGGGAAAGCGCAGUUCCUCCUCCGCGACAGGACCUCCGACGGGCUGAAGUGCGUCUCGGGCACGGCGCCGGCGGGCGAGGAUCCCGCGGACGAGGGUCUGGCGACGGAGUACCUCUACAUUGAGGACGGCGAGUUCCGCGCGGCCAACGGGCUCGUGUUCCGCGCUACGCGACGCUACGUCUGGAGGUAUGAUGAGAAGAAGGACUGCGUCAGCGUGUGGUUCGUCAAGACGGACGAUGCCAAGAAGGCUGAUUAUUUAUUCCACGAGAUCGAAUUCAGCCAGCCUCCCGAAGGUGACGACAAGGGAUGGAAGGCCAAGGCGGGACAUCUCUGCAUCGAUGAUUACUACAACGUCAACUAUGACUUCAUUUUCAAGGCUGUCAACCUGAAGGAAUGGAACAUAGAAUACACGGUCACCGGGCCGAAGAAGGAUUACACGAUACAAGGAGUAUAUAGACGAUAG